Chelonoidis abingdonii (Abingdon island giant tortoise) is the source of this 1791-nucleotide messenger RNA. The record is from RefSeq and is a predicted model, not a curated record. NCBI's taxonomy places the organism in Eukaryota, Metazoa, Chordata, Testudines, Testudinidae.
UGAGAAUGUGACCUCGCUGGAGUUUCCAGUUUCCAAAUUUGAUGUGAUCUCCCAGCUGGAACGAGGAGAAAAGCCAGCGGUGCCAGAUGUCCAGGGCUCAGAUGAAAGAGAGAUCUGGAGGGAUGCCUACCCAGGUUAUGGGGUGUUGAAUGAGAAUGAGGAGCAGAAUCCUCAGCAGCAAGAUGCUGAGCACGUGGAAGCACAUGCAGGAUUAUCACAAAGAUCCAAAGGGAAUGUGCAGGGAAGAGCCUGUGAGAGUGAGCACAGGCCAGAGAGAGAGCAGGGAAAGAAGACAGGGGAGAAAAUGAGUAAAUCCAUUAAUUAUCAGGAAACUCAGAAGGAAACCACAGCCCAGAAGAGAAUCCUCACAGGAGAGCAAAGCAACACGUGCACUGAGUGUGGGAAAAAUUUCAGUAGCCGCUCACACCUUGUAGAACAUCAGAGAAUUCACACAGGGGAGAGACCCUACGAGUGCUGUGAGUGUGGAAAAAGCUUCACGCGGAGCUCUACCCUUGUGAGGCAUGAGAGGGUCCACACAGGAGAGAGACCCUAUGAAUGUUGUGACUGUGGGAAAACCUUCAGUCAGAGUUCAUCCCUUAUUACACAUCAGAGGACCCAUACAGGAGAGAGACCCUACCAAUGCCAUGAGUGCAGGAAAAGCUUUGCUCGGAUCUCAACCCUUGUUAUGCAUCAGAGCACCCACACAGGAGAGAGACCCUAUGAAUGCUGUGAGUGUGGGAAAAGCUUCAGUCAGAGUUCAUCCCUUAUUGCACAUCAGAGGAUCCACACAGGAGAGAGACCCUAUGAAUGCCAUGAGUGCAGGAAAAACUUCAGUAGUCGCUCAGGGCUUUUUGACCAUAAGAGAAUCCACAGAGGGGAGAGACCUUAUGAAUGCCGUGAGUGUAGGAAAACCUUCACUCGGCGCUCACACCUUAUUACACAUCAGAGAAUCCACACAGGAGAGCGCCCCUAUGAGUGCUGUGAGUGUGGGAAAAACUUCUCUCAGAUCUCAGCCCUUAUCAGACAUCAAAGAAUUCACACAGGAGAGAGACCUUAUGGAUGCUGUGAGUGUGGGAAAAACUUCUCUCAGAGCUCAGCCCUUACUGCACAUCAGAGAAUCCACACAGGAGAGAUCCCCUAGAGAUGCUCCGUGUGGGAAAAGCUUCCAUCAGAGCUCAGUCUUAUCAUCACAGAAUCCACAUGGGGGAUAAACACAAUAAAAACCUUAUCUAGAGCUGACCAAAAAAAAUUCUUUAAUACUUUUGUUAAUUCCCACAUAGUGGCCUUUCAGGCUAUUUGAAUCAUUUACAUUACCAUGGUCUCUCCAAUCUCUUUUUGCCUCCCGAGGUCCCUUUCUUUCCUACAGAUCCAUAACUUUGUGUGGAAGUUAUGUCCAAGCACAAGAUGGUUUGGGAAAUUAUUAAAACGAUUCCUCUUAAUCUAAAAUGCUGGCUUCCUAGAGAUACCCUCACCUGCUCACUUAGUUCUGCAGUAAAGGAUCUGCCAGAUGAAUGCCAGACGAAUCCAUCUUUAUUGCUAGCAGUUAGACACCGUAUUGAAUAUUCUUGGAAAAAUGUGACCCGCUUUCUCCUGUGGCACUAAGUAUAUAAAAAUAUAGACUGUUCUUGUAGUGGAAAACUUUUAUAUCAACUACAUAAGCAAGAGAAGUGCCAAAAAAAGAGGAUAGCUAUUUAGCAAUUUUGUCAUAUAUUCUCUCGAACUUGGGAGGUGAUGGAAUCUCCAUCCUCAGAGGUUUUUACGGCCCGACUUGACAAAACCUUGGCUGGGAUG